AUGCAUACUAGGCUGACGUCGCACAACAGCAUCCACCACCCCCUAACCAACACCCGCUCCGCCCACCCACCAAUAAUCAUCUACCUCCCUCCCGGACCCGUCCUAGCCCACUUUAAUACCUCUGCCGCCACCCCGGACUCGAUCGUCGCCUCAACCCUCGCCUCGAACACCUCCGCAACCGUCGUCCAGCUCAACUACCGCCUCUCCUCGCAACACCAGUACCCAACGCCCAUCCACGACGUCCUGACCGGCUACGACUGGAUCGUGCGACAUCUGGCGCCCAGCUGGGUCACGCGUCAUGGAGCCACGAAGCGCGAAAAGGUGCUCAAGAUUGGAGUUUGUGGGAGCUUGAUGGGGGGAAGCCUCGCGACCAUGCUGGCACUGACCGAGUGCCGCCUAGGCGGCAGCCGCAUCGUCGCGGCCGCUGUCGCCGAGCCGAUUGUGGACUGGGUAUUUGCGCCUCCGUCGCGGAGUGCAGUGGAUACGGAUCUUACGGACGAGGACAUCGUGCCCAGAGCCCAGAAAAGGGGCAAGGCGAAACCGGUCCCCUCGCACGUCCAACACGCCUCCAACCCCCUCCUCCCCGCCUCCACCCUCCUCGCCGCGCGCGACCGCUUCUUCAGGAGCCCGGACGCGUGGCUCGACCCCUUCGCGUCGCCGCUGCUGUUUUUCCGCACGCCGGGGGUAGCGCCGCCGCCUGUGCUGACUUCUUUCUCUCCCUCCUCGACCCCGUCCUCAUCCAGCCGGGAAGACGCCGAGACAGCAGCCCCGCCACCCAGAAAGUCACCCCGCGUAUACCCACCCACGGGCUCCGGGCUGCGCCUCCCGAACAUGCGUGUCACGGUGGGUGAGGAGAGCGUGCUCAGGGAUCAGGGGGUCGAGUUCGUGAAAUACAUGCGGCGGGCCGUGGUCAGGGAGGGUGAGAGGAACGGCGGUGUCGGCGGUGGGGGAAAGACGGAGUAUCUGGAUGGGCUGAGAUCGGCCGGGGAGAGCGGUGAGGGUCUUGGGGAGGAUGGGGCGAGAGAGGGUGGUGCAGCGAGGGCGCAGGCGGAAGCGGAGGCGGAGAAGCAGGUCGUGCUGGAAACGGUGCCGAGGGUUGGGUUGUGGGGGCGGAGUAGUGGAGAUGAGAGAUGGAGGAGGAGCAUCGAGGAUGUGGGGGCGUGGUUCAGGGGCGCCAUGGGUUGA
Messenger RNA from Coniosporium apollinis CBS 100218, 1185 nucleotides. RefSeq lists its product as uncharacterized. The record is from RefSeq and is a predicted model, not a curated record. NCBI's taxonomy places the organism in Eukaryota, Fungi, Ascomycota, Dothideomycetes. The transcript has a single exon. Bases 1 to 1185 code for a protein of 394 amino acids. Gene Ontology annotation, molecular function: hydrolase activity.